Messenger RNA from Zymoseptoria tritici IPO323, 964 nucleotides. RefSeq lists its product as uncharacterized. NCBI's taxonomy places the organism in Eukaryota, Fungi, Ascomycota, Dothideomycetes, Mycosphaerellales, Mycosphaerellaceae. The record is from RefSeq and is a predicted model, not a curated record. The coding region runs from base 23 to 964 and encodes 313 amino acids. The transcript has 2 exons.
GGAAGUGCAUCAAUAUAACAGCAUGGCUUCAGAACCCUACUCCCUCACGCCCUCAACGGCAAAUCCUCCUCGCAACAAGACAAUCCUCAUCACAGGCGGAGCGAGCGGCAUCGGCCUAGCAACAGCUCUAUACCUCCACUCUCACUCCAACAACAUCGUCAUCCUCGACAAGUCCCCUCAUCCUCCCACCGUGAAGGAGCUCACAUCCUCCUCCCGUUUCCUCUACAUCCCCUGCGACAUCCUCUCCUGGCCCUCUCAACGCUCCGCCUUCACCACCGCCGCGACGAAAUUCGGCGGCAUUGACGCUGUUUACGUCAACGCCGGCGUCGCCGAAGUAGGCGAACAGAUCUUCACCGACACCCUCGACGCUUCCGGCGAAUUGGCAGAACCGAACCGCAUUACCAUUGAUGUGGACAUUCGCGCCGUGGGCGAUACGUUGAAGUUGGCGAUGUUUCACCUCCGGAACGACAGCACCUCUGGCUCAAAGAAGGGAUCUGGAAGGGGAAAGGGAGGAAGCAUCGUCAUGACAGCUUCACUAGCUGGUUACCUCGCCUCCGCCGGCGCACCACUCUACUCCGCAGCGAAACACGGCGUCGUCGGAUACCUCCGCGCUCUGAAAGGAGACUGCGCGAAAGUCGGGAUCGCGAUUAGCGUCAUUGCGCCGGGGAUUACACUCACGCCGAUUAUUCUGGGGAGGAGGGAAGGGCAGAGUUUGGAGGAGUGGGGGAAAGAAAUGGAUGGGAGAGGGGUGCCGAUUAAUUCUGCCGAGACGAUUGGGUUGGUGGUGGGGAAUUUGAUGGGGGAGGGGGCGAAGGCGAAUGGGAAGGGGGUGUUGGUGCAGGCGAAUCGGUGUCAGGAGUUGGAGGGGGGGAUUGCGAAGUCAAGGGGUGUUUGGAUGGGGAAGGAGAUGUUGGAGCGGUUUAGGGGUGGGAGGGAGGCGCCUUUGUUUCCGAAUAAGCUAUGA